CUUAUCCUGUUGCACGGUCUGCAGGGAGCCAUGGCUGCAGCUGUGAAUCCUCUGAAAAGCCUCCGAGACGAAGCUACUUGCUCCAUCUGUCUGAGUUUUUUUAAGGAUCCAGUAUCUUUAGAUUGCGGGCACAAUUUCUGCCAAGCCUGCAUUGCCCAGUGCUGGGCGAGACCAGACACAGACAUCUCCUGCCCUCAGUGCAGAGAGACCUUCCCCCAGGGGACCCUGAGGCCGAACAGACAACUGGGGAACAUGGUAGAAAUAGCCAAGCAGCUGAGUGUCCCGGCAGCAGCAGGAGGUUUUUGCAACGUGCACCAGGAGCCUUUCAAACUCUUCUGUAAGCAGGACCAAGUUCUCAUCUGUGUGAUCUGCAGGGAAUCCCAGGCUCACCGCGCUCACAGGGUGGUCCCUAUAGAGGAGGCUGCCCGGGAGCACAAGGAUCAAAUUCAACCCCGACUGAACACCCUGAAGCAAGAGAGAGAAGAACUUCUGGAGUGGAAACAGGAUGGAGAGACGCAAAGUCAGGAAUAUCUGGGAAAGAUAGAAGCUGAGAGGCAGAAGAUUGUGUCUGAAUUUGAGCAACUGCGGCAAUUCCUGGAGGAACAAGAGCGACUCCUGCUGGCCCGGCUGGAAGAGCUGGACAAGGAAAUUGUGAAGCUACAGGAUGAAAAUGUCACCAAACUGUCUGAGGAGAUUUCCCGGCUCAGUGACUUGAUCAGUGAGAUAGAAGAGAAGUGUCAGCAGCCAAUGAGUGAAUUUCUGCAGGACAUCAGAAGCACCUGGAGCAGGUGUGAGAAGCUGAAGUUCGAGAAACCAGUGGCAGUGCCAGAGGACCUGAGAGAGAGAGUCGGCGUCUCUUCCCAAAGAAAUGUUUGUCUGCAGGAGACUCUGAAGAAAUUCAAAGAGACCCUGCCCUAUCAACUGAGCUUUCUGAUCUCAAAGGCGGAGAAAGAUGUGCAGGCCACUCUGGAUCCAGAUCUGGCAAAUCGCUGUUCCAUCAUAUCCACAGAUGAGAGUGUGAUAUACAAAUACCAACACACAAAAUCUCUGGAGAAACAGAACAGGUUUUACCCUGCUGCCUGUGUGCUGGGCUCUAAGGGCUUCACCUCAGGGAGAUGUUACUGGGAAGUGGAGGUGGGGAACAAACAUCUUUGGGUUUUGGGCAUUGCCAAAGAGUCUGUGACACACGAGGGAGCGAUAAGCUGUACACCAGAGGAGGGGGUCUGGGCUUUGCAGAGUACAGGGAAUGAGUACUGGGCCCUCACCUCCCCUAAGACUGCUCUGGACCUACAUCGUAGCCCCAGUAACGUUGUGGUUUAUCUGGAUUAUGAAGGGGAGAAAGUUACAUUUUAUGACGUUACAUCUUCUGGCAGAGAGCCAAUCUUUACUUUCACAUGCUCUUUCACUGGGAAGAUCGUCCCCUUCUUUGGGAGCCGGUGUGUCAAAUAUCGGAAACAAUUUGUUGGUUAUCACUAUGAUCUAUUGGAUUAAAACUGUGACGGAGGAGUGGGUAUCACACUCAAUAUGAGAUAUCUAAUAUAGAGCAAAGAUGUGGGAAAUAGAUAAAUUAUGGCUAUCACACAUUGCCAGCCUAUGAAAAUGAUGUGUCAGGCUCCCCAAAAUCAUGUCUCUCUUAAUCCUUUUCUACACAAACAUGAAGGCUGGAAAUGUAUCUGUAAUAUAAUCUGAGCUCCCUCAAAUCUAUCUACUCCAGCAGCUGGGAUUGUAAGAAAAACACUGAGUGCUGCAAGACUUACAAUAAAUUGGUGAUGAGAGAGGACAAGAUUGAAUUGCUCAGCAUUAUACUGGUGACAGGAGUUUCUCAACCCUUUUCCAUGCCUGUCUCUGUAACUCUGUGAUCCUCCAGGCACACACAGACUGGCCAACCAGGAGCCACUCCCAGGGUCACAGCAGAGCCUGCCUGUCUUAGGGCAGGUCUACACUUAAAAUGCUGCAGCGGCACAAACACACUGGUGCUGCUGUAAUACUUAAGUGAAGACGCUGCUAUGCCAACAGGAGAGCUUCUCCCAUCAGUGUAAUUAAUCCACCUCUGUAAGAGGCGGUAGCUAUGGCAAGGGGAGAAGCUCUCCCGUCAACGUGCCGCUGUCUACACCGGGAGUUCUGUUGGUAUGACUGUGUCACUCAAGGGUGUGGAUUUUCACACCCUUGAGUGACAGUUGUACCAAAGUAAGUUUACAUUGUAGACCUGGCCUAAGUUCUGACUCAAUCAGGGUCAUCCAUCAAAGUCCUCUGCUCUUUACUUAUGAAUGUAACAAGCAUAGUGAUGUUCUGCAUAGCCACCCCCCAGUUCCCUAGCUCAAUGCUCCUAUUUUGCUCUGUUUAGUUAUUUGGAUGCUGUAGAUUCAGAUGAGAAAAUUUACAGAAUAAAGUUUAUUUCUAUCUUCUGGUCUUGGACUUUCUUCCCUUUCAUUUCUUUUUGGUCUCCAAGAUCAUACUUAAAACUGUGCCUCUGAAAG
Messenger RNA from Mauremys reevesii (Reeves's turtle), 2477 nucleotides. RefSeq names its product zinc finger protein RFP-like. Bases 31 to 1491 code for a protein of 486 amino acids. The record is from RefSeq and is a predicted model, not a curated record. NCBI's taxonomy places the organism in Eukaryota, Metazoa, Chordata, Testudines, Geoemydidae. The transcript is spliced from 7 exons. Gene Ontology annotation, molecular function: protein binding; zinc ion binding.